AUGGGGGCGGCGACCGAGUUGGCCGUGCUGCUCGAGGACGCCGUGUGGCGCGCGGACGCGGAGGCGACGGCGCCCGCGAUCGCGGAGGAAGACGUCGCGAAUGAUCUUUUCGUGGUGCCCGUGGACGAGGGCGGUGCGCGUGGAGGCGAGAACGCGGCGGUCGCGGCGAGGGCGCCGCGCGCGGCGCUGCGAGAACAGACGACGGCGAGACACUCGCUGGAACGCGAACGCGAAUCGCUCGUCGAGCGCGAGAAGCUGCUCUCGAAACAAAUCUCUCGCGCGAAACGACGGGUGGAGCGGUUGGAGCGAAUGGUGCGCGAUGCCGAAGCGCUGGCCGCGGGGUGGUCGGACGACGAGACGACGUCGGAUCGACGCGGACUCGGACUCGGACUCGUGGUCAAGCGAGAAUUUGCGCCGAAUGCGGACGCGGAGAGACCGCGCGCGAGACGAACGAAAAAGCCCGAACGCAAGAUGACGUGGGAAGAGAUGCGGGCGAAGUUGGACGCGGCGACGGUGCGGGCCGUGGACGCGUCCGAUGUCGGCGAUGAGACGAUACGAGAGGUCGCCGCCUAA
Molecule: messenger RNA, 573 nt
Organism: Ostreococcus lucimarinus CCE9901
Lineage: Eukaryota; Viridiplantae; Chlorophyta; Mamiellophyceae; Mamiellales; Bathycoccaceae
Exons: 2
Coding region: 1-573 (190 amino acids)
Source: RefSeq, a predicted model, not a curated record